AUGGGUGUCUCAUGGACGGCCACUAUGGACCAGAGACUUCUCUUGGUCAUUCUGUCCAUAGUAAAGCUCGAUGCUGCAGCUAUAGCCGCAAAGUGGCAGGAGGAAUACGGUACGGCAGAUCUGCUCCUCAUUUUGGGAAUCGACUGACAGUGCUUAGGGAGCGACGGCAGUGACCAGCCCACUAAGAGAGGCAUCACAGAGCAUAUCUUCAAACUCAAGAAGUCCCUAGGGAUGUCUCCAAGCAAGGCGUCUGGUGUCCGUAACAAGCGCUCGACUCAGCCAAACGCUCUCAAGAGAUCACCAGGCAAGAGGACAAAAUUCAUAUCGCCACCGGCCAAUGGUAGAGAUGAUACCGAGCUGCCUCUGUCACCGAUCAAGAAGGAAGGGGACACCAGAGAAACCCCAAACACGCCUCCUCCGAGCACCGGGGGACGUUCUCCAACGUUUGGUCGCAGCGUUCUCGGAACCCCACCGCAAGGCAAGCGUAAGCAUGGCAACAUGAGCGCAGAUGAAGACUCCGACGAUGACGCUUCUGUCAAAAGUGAGGCCAGCGACGAGUAUCGGGGCCGCUCUUCAGGAUUUCCAGAGAGUCCUGUGCGAGUGAUGCAGCCUCGACGUGCCAAGUCCGAAAGGCCCGUUAUUGUCAUCGAUGAGACCUCUGAAGAUGGAGAUGAGGGCUUUGAAUCCGCGGUAGAGGAAGAUCAGGUCGAUCUGACGGUGCCGACCCCGCCGAAUCUGGCAGAAGACGAAGUGACAAUUAUCACUUAG
Messenger RNA from Lecanosticta acicola, 768 nucleotides. NCBI's taxonomy places the organism in Eukaryota, Fungi, Ascomycota, Dothideomycetes, Mycosphaerellales, Mycosphaerellaceae. The record is from the annotation of a GenBank genome assembly.